AUGAAAAUCCGUGAUCAAGAAAUGGUAAACAACACAAACGCCGAGAAAGAAAAUGACAGCCUAGGUUCUUUCCCACACCUGAACAUCAAAGAUGAAGAUCUAUUCUCUCAUAUCGUUGGUCUGGAAACUGGCGAAGCACUCCUGUUCUGUCCAAGUGCACUAGUCGACCUUCGUGCCCCUAGAGUAUCGAACUCUAAAUCAUUGCUGAUUCAGCUUGGAAGCAGCACAAUGAAAGUACGCAUCAGAAAGAGGAUUACCGCAGACGGCGGUCAGAGCAUGGCGUCGUCUAGGCGCACAGGACCUGUGUGCUCGGGGCACAGACCCCCUGUCAGCAGGCUAGGGGCACAGCCCCCUGACUAA
This is a messenger RNA of Fusarium poae, 360 nucleotides long. RefSeq lists its product as uncharacterized. The transcript has a single exon. NCBI's taxonomy places the organism in Eukaryota, Fungi, Ascomycota, Sordariomycetes, Hypocreales, Nectriaceae. The record is from RefSeq and is a predicted model, not a curated record. The coding region runs from base 1 to 360 and encodes 119 amino acids.